AUGGCCGAGUAUUAUGUUGGCGGCGAAGUCGUCGGUCCGUCAGGACAAGACGACCAGAAUCUCGGAGCUCUACAAUUCGCAGCCAAACUCCAUGAGUUUCUGAUGCUUCCAUCGUUGACAGCUGUGCUCUUCACCUAUAUCCGGUGCGAGUGGGUUUUUGGUGAAGGCAUUCCCCACGAAGCUUGGACUGCUAGCUUUGAAACCGAGAAAUUCUGCAUUCCGCACCCAUCUAAGCGCUGGGGUGUGAUUUGGCCCGAGUGGAAACGAGCGCACAAGAAGUGUAGCGUCAGAGCCGUCGCCACGUUCCCCAAAGCAAGUCCAGGCAACUCUCGAGUAUACUCCUUCACUAUCAACAGUAGGUCUGCCAACACAACAAUCUCAGCGAAACCGGACAACCCCAAAGUCGUCACGGGCAAUCCGGAAGACUUCCAUGUCGUCUGCUACCAACAACCCACUCUUGCCGCGGACCGUGAUCGGCGUCGAAUGGGCGGAUCUCCUCUUCCCCGAGCUGCCAGGAGCAGAGAAGAACGCAACUACCGCAUUCUCCGUCACCACGGCCACAGCCGGGAUGUGUAA
Messenger RNA from Cladophialophora bantiana CBS 173.52, 576 nucleotides. RefSeq lists its product as uncharacterized. The transcript has 2 exons. The record is from RefSeq and is a predicted model, not a curated record. The coding region runs from base 1 to 576 and encodes 191 amino acids. Lineage: Eukaryota; Fungi; Ascomycota; Eurotiomycetes; Chaetothyriales; Herpotrichiellaceae.